Corticium candelabrum is the source of this 2040-nucleotide messenger RNA. RefSeq names its product synaptotagmin-4-like. The coding region runs from base 491 to 1903 and encodes 470 amino acids. The record is from RefSeq and is a predicted model, not a curated record. Gene Ontology annotation, cellular component: axon; synapse; plasma membrane. Gene Ontology annotation, molecular function: calcium ion binding; clathrin binding; calcium-dependent phospholipid binding. Gene Ontology annotation, biological process: calcium ion-regulated exocytosis of neurotransmitter; regulation of dopamine secretion; regulation of calcium ion-dependent exocytosis. The transcript is spliced from 5 exons. Lineage: Eukaryota; Metazoa; Porifera; Homoscleromorpha; Homosclerophorida; Plakinidae.
UUGAGUCGAACACCGGCGCGUUACAAAAUAUAUUUGUGUAGCUACCUAAUUAGCUAAGUAAAGCAUACAAAAGCUUGUUUGUUAUUCUUGCGCUACCAGUAAACGCGGCGAACAAACUCAAGUCUGAUUCAACGGUACCAGACUUUAGCUAGACGCUGCCCACUAGAGAGGCUCGAGAGUCCAACCGGUCAUCUCCCCCCGCGACAGAGAAAAAGACCGACCUCUCUGCACGCACCUGUAGUUCGGUAAGAAACAAAGAAGUCGUGUCUAGCUAGAAGGCACGUUCGCACCAAACCCCUCCACGUGAUGGUCGUUCCCACGCAUGGGUGGACCAAUGAGGUUCGUGCUAGCGGAUAAGUGCGGUAAGUAGACUUAUCUGCAAAGCUGGGGUUUCUUAGAGUAACAUUGUACAAAUUCGACCGCAUUCCACACGUCAAGACGAGAGAAGUUGUGCUCUGUCCACACUAAACUUAGACUCAAGCUGCUGGCGAUGCCAUCGUUUGCAAACGACACCACAGUGUCAUCACUGCAACAUCAUCUCGAAAAUGACUCAGAGACGCCAAACAAGCAUCAUAUUUCAACUCUGAUAAUCUCUACAGGCAUCACAAUUUUCUUAGUCAUCAUUGUCAUCAUUGCGGUCAUUUUCACUUGCCUCUGUAAGAUGAAGAAAGUGUCGAGGAAGAUAGAGAAAAGAACGGUCCGUAUUCCACACAAACCGUCACCAACUACUGUACCCGUCCUCGUGACACCUAAAAGAUGUCCCUCUCUUCUUCGUUCGACAUCUGGAGAAAAAACUAUGUCACAUUUUCCGUUAUUGCUAACUGAUGAAUUCAACAGUCAAGCAAUCUCACCGGACACAUCUGAUUCAGAAGACUAUGGCUCUGCUUUGUCGACAACAUCUAGAUCCUCGUCGACACGAAGCAAAACACCCAUGGCUCGUCGUGAGAGAGGCCACUCUGACCUACUGAGAAGCAACAGUCACUCUGCACCAUCGUUGCCACGUCUCAUCAAGUCUUCGCCCCUCGUUCCCACUUUCCAUCGUUCACCAUAUGGUAGACUCAAGUUCAUCGUAUCUCACAGUGCUGAAGACAGCAAGUUGGAGGUGACAAUAGUUGCUGCAGGAGGAUUGCCCGAGCUCAUCGCCGGAAAGGGAUGUAACACUUUUGUCAAGGUUUAUCUUGCACCAGACGAGGACUACCAUGAGAGAAGAACACAGACAGUCAAGCAUAGCAGAUCUCCACAGUUUGAUACAACAUUUACUUUCAAAGGAAUGGCCAUUGAAGAGAUCAUCGAGCGCACUCUUGUCAUGCAUGUUUGCCACCAGCCAGACCACGGUAUCGGUAUCACACACAAGAACAGUCUGAUUGGAGUGGCCAGCAUCAAUCUCAACACCAUCCAACAAGAAAUGCAGACCAAGGCGCCCACAUGGAUCUAUCUGGCCAAUGGAAACAUAAACAUGGACUUGUUUCAAAACAUUGAGCUAGAAAUAACGCUUUGCAUACUACCAGAAACCAACUCACUGACAGUCAUUGUCAACAAAGUGCUCAAUGUCCCCAACAAAGAUGCUACAGCUGUAUACGUCAGUUAUCGAGUUCAAUGCAAUCAACGUACUCUUGCCAAGGUACGAACUACGAAGUACUCCAGCACACAGCCGGUCUACCACUACCAGAAAACUUUUGACAUGAGAGGCUUGAAUGUGGAAGACAUAGAGUUGCAUUUCAAAGUGAAGACAAAGAAAAGAUUACAUCAAUCCAAGACUAUUGGUGGAGUUAUCAUCGGUGCUGGUGCUCCAACUCUCACAGGACGAGAUCACUGGAAUGAAGCAAUCAACAGCCAGCAGCAAGUGGCAAAGUAUCACAGAAUAAACUUUAUGGAGGAACCAGACUUUCCGUCUCCUCAAUAAAUGUGAUUGACUAAGCUGCUCUAAUUGGUUCCAAUAUUACGUUUGUAUGCACAUUUUAUGUCUUAAUCACCAAUUACCAGUACUAAGUCAUCACCUAGUACCUGGUAUUAAACACGAAUUCUGUUUAUGAACAAUUA